CUCCCCCUCCUUUUCUUUCCCCUACUCCUCUCUUCCCAAGCUGGAUCAGUGUGUAGGGAGGGCAGUCAUCACACCAUCCUGAGCAGCAAGAGCUGACGUUGGACGAAGCUGCCAGGUAGCUGAAAAAAGGCACAGAAGGCAGCUGAUACCCACUUUUCAACGGUUUGUGGUUUUUUUUUAGUCUGUAUCUGGACUUCAAGCAACACAGCGCCCGAGACAGCUCAUCUGAACCACACUGUAUUGCAAUACUCGCUCUUCUCAGAGAAAAAGACUCCACUGAGCAGCAGAAUGCUGUCAGUGUUGCAGCCAGGGCUACAAUACAGAGCCUUUUUGUAACACUGAAAAUAUCUUUCUGUUCAGAUAUUUGAAAUAUAUACAUACACUUAUAUAUCAGUUCUUUCUUUUUUGAGGACACCUUUGGCUUGUUUUGUUGUUUGUUUUUUUUGGGGUUUUUUUACCCUGAUGUGACUUCUUCAUUUUGGAAUGAUGGGGAUCUUUCUAGCUUAUAUUGGAUUCAUUUUCUUUUCAGUUAUGUAUAUUCAACAAGGAUUUUCUACCCAAGCAAAAUUCACAGAGUUUCCCCGAAAUGUCACGGCCACUGAAGGGCAGAACGUGGAGAUGUCUUGUGCUUUCCAAAGUGGCUCUACUUCGGUGUACCUUGAAAUCCAGUGGUGGUUUCUGCGGGCAGCUGAGGACCAAGAGGCUGGAGCUGAGGUGACAGGCACUCAGGUGGAGCUCCUGCCCGAGCGGGACCUGGACAGCGACGGCACAAAGAUCAGCACAGUGAAAGUACAAGGGAAUGACAUCUCCCACAAGCUGCAGAUUUCGAAAGUGAGGAAAAAGGAUGAAGGCUUGUAUGAGUGCAGGGUGACCGAUGCCAACUAUGGAGACCUUCAGGAAUACAAGGCCCAGGCAUUUCUCAAAGUCAAUGCUAAUAGCCACUCUCGGCGAAUGCAAGCCUUUGAGGCAUCCCCAAUGUGGUUGCAAGACAUGAAACCUCGUAAAAACAUCUCAGCAGCUGUCCCAAGUAGCAUCCAUAAUUCUGCCAAUCAGCGUGUACGUGCCACCUCCAGCCCUGAAGCAGCAGCCAAAAUCCCCAAACAAAGUCCACAAUCAGUGCAUGCCAAGACAUUCAUGGGCACCAGAGCCAACCUGGCGAGCUAAUUAAAUAAAUAAAUGUAUAUGUUUAAAACAGCCUUAUAAGGAGCAUUGGAAAUCUGCAAGAUGAGCGAAUAUCUUAUAACUUCUUCCGCAGGUGCGAGGAUAGCUACAAGCCAUGGACUUUCUGUCCUGCUUCUUGUUUGUGGCUUUGUGAAGGGUGCUUUGCUUUAAUCUAAAAGUGCUGACUUUUUCCAAUAUCACUUUCUCUUCUUAAAGCAAAGAGCAAAUCGCCUGUAAAAUCCACGGAGCGGACAGCAAAGUUGACCCUAACCUCCAACCACCACUCUGCACCCAAUGUACUCUAAAUCUCUACACAAGGAGCACCUUCUUCAGGAAGUACAAACAAAAUUACUAAAUAAAUAAAAUAAAAUAAAAUAAAUAUAAAAAAGAAGAGGAUACCACAUGUUUUCUUGAUAUAUCUUAUUUUCUUUGGCGUAUCACUGAUAUUCUUUUUGAAGAGAACUGGUGUGAUGUAAUCAAACUUUUUGUAACAGCAAGACCUAGUUUCCUUUUCUUUCGGCAAGGAGAAGCCUCAUCCUUGACUUCUCAGGGGUUGGCCUGCAAGUCUUCAGUAUUACAGAAUUAACCAUGGAUGACACUUGGUUUCCUAUGCUGAAAGAACCGUUCCAGCCUGGGAGCAAAAAUAGGCAAAUAAUAAAAAAAACAUAGUGAUUUAACAUAAAUGGAAUACACACUUUAUCAAAAGGCCUUUUUUUUCUUUUUUUCUUUUUUUUCUUUGCAUGAGGAAUAGGAAGGAGAAAAUAUAUUCUACAAAGCAGCUCAGCAGAUGAGGGGAAGUUGCUUCUGAAAAACAUAUGAGGCUGUUUUUCUUUUGAGAUUUGUUUUUCUUUUUGCUUUUCAAUAUAUUAUCCUUUUCUCCCUUUGACGUUUUUUUCCUGUCUUUCUGUUUAUUUCUUGUUCAAUGGUGGCAAGUACCAACUUAGGCCAACCCCUGAUGACUAUGUGGAGGUUUAAAUAUAUACAUCCUGGUUUUUUUGUGUGUGCGUUCUAUAUUUCAGUGUGUUUUAUCUAAUUUUGCAACUCCUGUAUAUGCAAAACUAACUUAAAUUCUGUAAAUUGCUUAAAGUCUAUGUGAUAUAACUUCAGAGUAGACAUACUUUGGUCCUCAUGCAAGCCAGUUUUUAAUAUUAUCUGUAUGUUGUGCCACCAAGAAACAUCUUUAUUUCCUUUUUUGAUAAAACACCACUUUUUAGUUUGUAAUUCAGUAAUGUGUGGAUUUUGUAAUGCAUAUCUUCACUUUGACUGGUUUGACCCCCUUCAGCCCUCUGUUUACUCUGUAAAUGCACAUUAAAAUUUGUUAUGGUCUCUAGACAAUGAAUUAUUUUAGUUUGUAUGUUGUGUUGGAGUUCAGAUGCUGAAAGCUCUUUGAACUUGUGAUGUUUAUAGAAGAUGAAGUGAUUCAAUCACUAGAGACUGUAAAAUGCAGGUAUGCAGUCAAAUACUGCACAUAAAGGAAGGUUAGAAACAGAAAACAGACAAAUAAACUAGAACAUGUCUUUAAGGAUGUUCUUUUGGUAAAAAGUUAUAGGAAAGUGAAUUUAUUACACUGGUAAAAUAUAUUUGCAUCACAGCUCCUUCUACAUGGCCAAAGAAGUGUCUUUGAAAGUGGAUUGUCAUUACUCAUUGAUAUUACUAAUUAAAAUACUUUCUGUCUGUGAACUGAA
Messenger RNA from Parus major (Great Tit), 2846 nucleotides. RefSeq names its product V-set and transmembrane domain containing 2A (gene VSTM2A). The transcript is spliced from 5 exons. The record is from RefSeq and is a predicted model, not a curated record. Lineage: Eukaryota; Metazoa; Chordata; Aves; Passeriformes; Paridae. Bases 484 to 1164 code for a protein of 226 amino acids.